Molecule: messenger RNA, 1773 nt
Organism: Daphnia carinata
Lineage: Eukaryota; Metazoa; Arthropoda; Branchiopoda; Diplostraca; Daphniidae
Product: myosin-2 heavy chain-like
Exons: 6
Coding region: 270-1484 (404 amino acids)
Source: RefSeq, a predicted model, not a curated record
GGAGAACCCAACUAUAAAAAUCUAUCUGUUAUCUUUUAAUAUUAAGAUAUUUAUGAAAUAUUAACCAGAAAGGACUCAUUCUGUAUAGAGCUUGCAACACCGCCAUGUGGUUUCCCUCCAUUUCAAAACAAAAAAAAUAAAAUAUUGUUCGACGUUGGUUAGUUGGCAUCCAAGUUUAAGCAAUUGAUACAAGCCGAGACGUACGUUCGGACGUGCAGGAAAUAUUAUUGGUAAAGGUAUUGUCCACCAACAUCCUUUUAGUAGUUGAUAUGUCUACACAAGAUAUAGCUGGUUAUGUUAGCUAUCGUUCUGGUGUUCAACGUGGAACAGGCGAUUUGGCAUUGCCUACUGGGAACUUUCUGCAUCAACAACCUCCACAGCCAUAUACCCUUCAACAAACUUCAAACCAGCCACCCACUCGAGCAAUUCAGUUUCAGCAGUUCAUCAGUUGGAACCAAGGACAACCAGCCUCAUAUAAUAAUUCGUUUCAUCCACAAACUGCCAUGUAUGCCGCAGCUUCACCAAGUUAUGCUAUCACAACUGAUUUACGGCGUAUUCAAGGCAUGGAGACUACUAUUGGGUACUUGAGAGAAUUAUUAUCCAAAGAGUAUCAUAAAAAUAUAAAAGAAAGAAACACUGUUGAUAAAACAAAAAAAGAACUUGAAGUUGCACUAGAAGAUAAAAAACGGUUUCAAGAACAUCUCCAAGAAGCACUUGCAAAAAUUAAUGAAUCAAAGGCUGUGAAAGAGGAGGCAAAUUCUGCAUUGGAAGAAGUUUUAGCAGUACAGAAGGAAUUAUCUGCUAACCAAAAACAGCUCCAAGAUACUAAAAGUGAAUUAAUAACUGCUCAGGAAAGAAUAAGGAAUCUAGAGACCGAGAACACAAAUCUGGAAUCCAAAUUGGCUGCACUAUCCAAAGAGAAGAGCACAUGUCCCAGGUUAUCUUCAUCUGAACGAACAGCGGGCGAGGAAGCACAUCCUUGUGAUGAGAAAAAUGUUUUUGCAAACUUGAAGGCAGAGUACGACGCGCUUAAGUCCCAGUUCGAUGCAAUCAUUGAAAAGAAAAACACCGUGUCUAAUCAGUACAAAGAAAUGGGCAAAAAAUAUCUAUACAUGGUUGAGUAUUCCGGAGAGCAAAUGUAUAACGAGUAUGAGGAAAAACACACAGUCUUCAUCGAAAAAUUAAAAUCUUUAGGCCAAAACUCUGCAAAUGAAACCCAAUGCUUCAUGAUCAAACAGACACUGGAUUGCCUUCAGGGGCAGCUAAGAUUGCUAGAAAACUAUCGCGAGGACUUCCGCAUAACCAUCGAGUUGUUGAUGAGCCGAAUUGAUCAAGAAAUUGCCCAGGUUUCGGAUUUGAGUAUCCGUGCCCCAAAACCCCAGUUAGAAAUCCAAUUGGACACCUUCGACGCGAUGUUUCGACUGGUUGAGUGUAAUGGAUCUGUGGAACGAGACAACGAAGAGGAUUCUAGACGAACGACAUAAAUUGUCAAUGAAAUUCAUUUCUCUUUCCAUCAAAUUUUUUGGCAAAAUUGAAUUAUUUGAUUGUCGCCAUUUCUCUAUUAUCGUUUCACAAAGAAAAAAAUGUUAGCCAUGACUUGUUAGUUAUCUCAGUUAUGAGAAUUGAGGGAACGAAUACCUGUACCAUUUUUUUUUUUAAUUGAUCUGUACAUCUCGCUGCAUUACUUCUGUGCACAGAAAAUUAUUUGUUUUUCUUUCAUUUGUCGUCGAAUGUUUAAUUUCAGUGAACGAAUGAAUACAGACAUUAAAUGAA